AUGGUCCUCCUGGUCGUCGCGUGGCUCUGGGCAGCAGCAGCAUGCCGACUGGCGUCGGGGCCCGUCGGGGCACUGGCAUUGGGUUGGCCAGUCCCCUGGGGCGAAGCGAGCCGCCAAGACGUGGACGUGCCGAGGGUGCUCCGCGAUUUGCACUACCAAGAAUGCGCGUGCGACGUGCGGGAUGCGACGUACGUGCGCGGAGGUCACGGCCUGCAGCCCCCGCAGCCCCCUUCGAACAGCGCGGUGCGGGCGCAGCUCCAGGAGGCGGAGACCCUGCUCUCGACGGCCGCGGCGGAGGCGCCCCCUGUCGGGCCCCCUGCCGCCCCCCCUGUGGCGACGCCGCUCGACGCCGGGGUCAAGAACCUCAAGGACCUCAAGAAGCAGCUGAAGGAUUCUACGGCGGUGCUGCCGUCGCUCCCGGAGUUCGAGCCCGCGCGCGCUGCCAUGCAGGCGCAGCUUGACGGCGUGGUCGCCCGCGUCCGCGCCGCGGCCCCGCCUGGCGCGCGGCUCGACGGUGCCAGGGCCGCGCUGGAUCGAGCCUUGGCGCGCCGUGCCGCGGCCGCCGAGGCGAUGGCCAAGGCGCAGGCGGCCCGCGCGGCUGCCGAGGCCGAGCGCGUGCAGCUCGCCAGGGACGUCGAGGCCCUGAAGGCUGCCAUGGCCCCGGCGGGCACGCUGGCGGCCGACCCGCCGUCGUCCCAGCUCCAGCGGCUCGGGGCGGCGGCCCAGGACAUGCUGUCCGAGUUGGCGAGCGCGCAGGGCGCCGACCCGGCGCGCGUGAAGGUGGCGGAGACGCUCUCCCAGCAGCUGGCGCAGGGCUUCCAGGAGUCGCUGGCGCGGGCGAAGCUGGCCGCCCGCGACGCGGAGAUGACCGCCCCGCGGAGGAUGGUCGGCAAGCAGACGCCCCCCUCGAACGAGGAGCGGACCGCCGCUGUCGAGCUCGCUGUUCCCACGCGCCUGCGCGGGGAGCAGCCGAAGAAGGUGGCGUUGCAAGACUUCUGGCCGGGAGCACCCGUCAGAGUGCUCGAAUCAGCGGUCGGAAAAAAAGUGUUUGGCGUAGCUCCUUCGCAUGAGGGGGCAGCGGCUCUGGACGGCGACGUCGGCCUGGUGCUGGUCUCGGCGAACGUCCAGACUCUGAAGCCGCACCAGGAGGAGAGGAGCUAUUCACGGAACAGCAUCGACUCGCUCCUUGACAAGGUCGAGGCGCUGGAGGUGCAGUUCGACUCCCACGGGCGCGACAUCGCGGGCGUCCAGGAGGGCCGUUCGAAGAGCGAGGGCGUCUUCAACGGCUUGCUCUACCGUAGGUAUGCAGCGGCCGCCACCGACGAUGGCGCCCUCGGCGUGCAGCUGUGGAUUCAUCGACGCGUCCGCGGCCAUGUUCUACACUGGAGGGCCCUUACACCUCGACUGUUGUUCGGUGCCCUUCGGCUCAACAACGGCGCGGUGUUGGUGUUGACCGCCACGCGCGGCGCCUUCUGGGAUGAGCUGGCUAGCACCUCGCACGGGCUGAAGGAGCGCUACGCCCGAGCCUCCUUGCGCGUGGCCGUCGACGCCAGCGGACGCCUUGGCUCUGCGCUGUCCCGCCACAUCGGCCACGAGGACGUCGCCCACGAGGAUGAGAACGGAGCGCGCCUGCGCCUGCACUUCGACGAGAUCGACCUGGCCGCCGUGAGCACCUUCUGGCCGAGUGGCCCGACAUGGUGUUCGACGCGCGGCAAGUGGUACCGCGUUGACGACGUGCUCAGCGACUCGCCUGAGCUGGUCACUGCCUGCCGCGUGGACCUUGACGUGGACCUGACGUUCAAC
Molecule: messenger RNA, 1803 nt
Organism: Prorocentrum cordatum
Lineage: Eukaryota; Dinophyceae; Prorocentrales; Prorocentraceae
Source: the annotation of a GenBank genome assembly